AAUGAGGAUGAAGAUGAUGGUGGUAGUUGGAUUCGGUUGUUUGUUGUUCCUUUUGCACGGAUGCUGCGUAUCAGCUGAUGGAGAGGAUGCUGGAAACAGUUCCGCGUGUCCUAACGACCGAACCAUUAACCUCACGGCAUACUACGAGAUGCCACCGCUCUACCAGUACGACGAUUACGAUCGCUGCUUAGCGAAGCCCGGAGCUAUCUACUGUCUGGUCGAUGGUUGGAUUGUACCGAAUGCUACCAACCCUCGCUGGACGGUGAUACGGCAGUUUUCGGUCGACACGAAACGGAGCUUCCGGCAUGAUCGGCUCCAGCGGGGUCUUUGCAUGGAUCGGUGUCACCAGCUGCUCGGCCGGUUUGAUCAUCGAACGCAGAUGAAGUAUUUCCUGGCGCGUUUCGAGCCCAAUGGUGCCGAGGAGAUCACAUUCGAUCCGAACACGUUCCGUGGGGCACUCGAUUGGCGCAACCGGUACCGCCGAUUAGCCAAUCAAUGUGUCAAUUACGAGCUCAAGCGUCAAUACGCCCUGAUGGCGUACUCUACCGUCGAGUACUGUACGACACGACGAGCCGAUGGUGACGUAGAAAAAUCUGCGCCACAACCACCAGCAACAGUGGCAGCAUCCUUAGAUGGCGUAGACGUGCUGUUUCUAGUCGUCCUUGGACUGCUGCUCCUCCUGGCAACGCUCUCGACGGGUUACGAUUGCCAUCGGCAUCGGAUAGGACCAUCAAGCGAGGUCGGAACGGAAUCGGAUCGGGUGAAGGAUUACUAUCGAUCCGUUGGAGCGAUGGGACUGACCAAUCGCUUGCUGGUGGCCUUUUCUCUCUCUCGCAACUGGCACACACUGACAACGGUUCCGGGGAAAAAGCGCCUCACCACUGGCCACCCACCAUCAUCACGGGAUGACCUUCGUUUCAUUCAUGCCGUCCGCUUUCUCAUCAUGUAUCUCGUUAUCGCUGGCCAUUCGAUGCUGUUCAACUGUAUCCUUCCGCUACUCAAUCCCGAGUACGUCGAGAUGCACUAUCGGCGCUUUGUGACGAUGUUGAUUCUGAACGGUGUCACCGUUGUGCAGACGUUCUUCACGAUCAGUGGCUUCCUGUUGGCGAUUCAGUUUAGCGGACAGUUCACCGAUCAGCGACACCCGUUCGGUUGCCGGGAGAUGUUCCAGAGCAUUCUUUAUCGGUUUCUAAGGUUAACGCCGGUGUACGGGUUCAUGAUGCUGCUGGAUGCCACGUGGUUGAUCCGGGUACAGGAUGGCCCGAUCUGGAAGCGUCUGGCCGAAACGGAGCGUACCUUUUGCCGCAACAACUGGUGGGCGAACGUGCUGUACGUCAACAACUACCUCACCGUAUCGGAACCGUGCCUUCAGCAGAGCUGGUACCUGGCGACCGAUUUCCAGCUGUUCGUUCUCGGAUUGUUACUACUCGGUGUGACGUGCCGUUAUCCGAAAACACGGAAGCCACUGUUUGCGUUCGCUUCGGUUGCCUCCAUCCUCGCACCGGCCAUCGUAACAUACGUGAACCGUUUCGAAGGUGUCGUGAUGCUGCGGCCGGAGGCCCUUAAGUACGUGCUGUGGUACGAUCCGAUGUACCGCCUGAUGUACAUUCCGACGCACACUAACGCUGGCAGCUACCUGGCCGGUCUGAUGGGCGGAUUGAUAUAUCGGUCGCUGAAGCAACGAGGUUUCGAUGCCGCCGGACGACGCUAUAAGCUCUUCCGCAUCCUUUGCUACACCGCACUUCCGGUGGCGAUAGCGAUGCUCCUGUCGGCGUACCUCUUUUACGCGUACGAGUUCGAGAAGCCCGCCAUCUGGAUAGCGCUUUAUGCCGGCUUUUGCCGUAAUCUCUGGGGACUCCUUUUCGCCAUCUUGUUCCUGGGGCUGGCACUCGGUGUUGGCGUUGGAGUCCUGCGACGCGUUCUCUGUAGCCCCAUCUUUCGACCGCUGGGCAAGGUGACCUACUGUGCCUUUCUGUGCCAUCUCUUCAUCAUUCGCGUCACGUUGGGCAACGUGCGGCAGCCGGUUUAUGUUAGCGACAUGCGAAUCCUGGUUUCGACGUCAUCGACGCUUGUGCUGGCCUAUCUGAUGGGAACGCUCAUGUAUCUGCUGAUCGAGGCACCGUUUGCCAAUGUUCAGAAGGUGCUCCUCUCGCCGAAACAUGAGUGUGUUUACAAGGAGGAAAUACAGUUGGUCAAGAAUGGCGGAACGGUAUCGACGAUAGGUCCAGCAAUCGGGGAGGCAGAUACGGCGACUGUUACAACCUGA
Anopheles darlingi is the source of this 2266-nucleotide messenger RNA. RefSeq names its product nose resistant to fluoxetine protein 6-like. The transcript is spliced from 13 exons. NCBI's taxonomy places the organism in Eukaryota, Metazoa, Arthropoda, Insecta, Diptera, Culicidae. The record is from RefSeq and is a predicted model, not a curated record. Gene Ontology annotation, molecular function: acyltransferase activity, transferring groups other than amino-acyl groups. Bases 2 to 2266 code for a protein of 754 amino acids.